This is a messenger RNA of Thamnophis elegans (Western terrestrial garter snake), 1641 nucleotides long. RefSeq names its product succinate dehydrogenase complex assembly factor 3 (gene SDHAF3). Lineage: Eukaryota; Metazoa; Chordata; Lepidosauria; Squamata; Natricidae. The transcript is spliced from 6 exons. The record is from RefSeq and is a predicted model, not a curated record. Gene Ontology annotation, cellular component: mitochondrion; mitochondrial intermembrane space. Bases 721 to 1107 code for a protein of 128 amino acids. Gene Ontology annotation, biological process: succinate metabolic process; mitochondrial respiratory chain complex II assembly.
GCAGCGUGGCUCUCGAUCUGUAACAAAACCCUCUCCCCCCCUUUGUCGCCUGGGCAACGAGCAGCGAACCUCGCCGGGCAGAGUUUGAUGGGGCCGAUGAUACCUUGGGGAGACUCAUUUUGCAGUGGCGAGGAAUAAACCCAGCUAUUGGGAAUGGUGAUCAGAUGUUGUAUGCUCUCAGCCAGUUUACUCAAGAUCUAGAUAUCACAGCUCACAGAUCUUCCAUCGUGCUGGAUGAAAAUUCCCAACAAAAUUCUGCCACAUCUAGAAGAAUUCAGUUUGAAAAACACUUCUGUAUCUUUCCUAUGCUGCAUUUUAGAUCAUAUGUGUCAUAUUUAGGAGACUGUCCCUAUGUUGACGUUGAGCAAAAUUUGAGAAGUGUAGUGCAAAUUUAUGCCAGGCAGGGAGUUUAAGAUUAGACUUUUGUCUUAGCAGGAAAUAUGAGAAAUAUAAGAAUAUGAGAAGAAAGGUUUGGUGAUAUAAAGCAGGGCCCCAAAUCUCUGGGCUGCAGUCCUGUAUCAGUCUACGGCCCAUUGGGAAUUGGGCCGCACAAACUGUGGGCUUCAUUAGCCCAUGCACAGGAUCUAAGUUCCGUAUGAAACCAUCCUCCUACCGCCACUGACAUCACCUCGGCCACCUCUGCCAGUCCAUGGAGCUAGAAAGAACAAAUACUGAAGCAAGUAGCAACAUCAGAUAAUCCAGUGCUCUUUCUUGAACAUUAUGCCAGGCAGUGUACGCCAACAUAUAUCCCAAGUAAGGACACUGUACAAAAAGAUCCUUCAGCUUCAUCAAGUGUUGCCACUGGAACUGAAAGCCCUGGGAGAUCAAUAUGUGAAAGAUGAAUUCAGACGACACAAAUCCAUCAGUCUCCAGGAGGCCCAGCAUUUCCUACAGGAGUGGGAGAACUACGCGAUGAUGCUUCAGCAGCAGGCUAAUCAACAUGAGCAAAACACCACUAAUCAGCCUGAUUUUGGAGCACAUCUCACAAAGGAGAAACUUAAUGCCCUUCGAGAUGAGCAAGUUGGACAGCUAUAUGAACUAAUGCGAGAGACCACAAAAACCAAGAGACAGUUCAGUGUUUUAGAUGAUGGAGACAGCAAACAUUAACACAUUUUUUGAAUUUCAUUUUAUGAUUGCUUACUGGAAUGCAAAUCAAAGCUUCAGGCUGACGAACCAAUGAUCAAAUACACAAGAAUACAGUAUGACCAUUGCUGUUAUGUGAAGAGGAAAUUUAUUUUCUCCACUGCACCCCAAAAAGGACAUACUGGUAUAUAUUAAAUUCAGUCAUUAAUAUUGGGACAGUCCAUUUAUUGACAGACUUGGAAUAAUAAUAUUCUCAUGAAUCUUUGUUUUGGGCAAAUGUAUUGGUCUCCUCUUUGUUUCCAGCCCCAGUGCAAAGUUGGUUUUCUGUUUUCUUUUAAGAUUCUAUACCCUUGUAUCCUGCUUUUCUCACAAUCUUCCUCCCCCCCAUUACUUUGAUACCCUCAGGUUUUCUUCCUGCAGAAUCCUUGCUUUAGGAGGAAAUUUAAGAAGAGUAGUAGAAUAGGACGAACUCCCAGUUUUCCAUUAAUCUCCCCCUCACCCCAUGGCUCAUGAUCUAUUGCUGAAUUCAUUUAAUUACCUUCCUAUUCAGUAUAUUAA